This is a messenger RNA of Acanthisitta chloris (rifleman), 3617 nucleotides long. Its product is annotated as tenascin-like. The record is from RefSeq and is a predicted model, not a curated record. The transcript has 20 exons. Lineage: Eukaryota; Metazoa; Chordata; Aves; Passeriformes; Acanthisittidae. The annotation marks the transcript as partial. Gene Ontology annotation, molecular function: protein binding.
ACUUGGAUGCUCCAAGAAACCUGAAACGAGUGUCCCAGACAGACAACAGCAUCACUCUGGAGUGGAAGAACAGCCAUGCCAAUGUUGAUAACUAUCGAAUUAAGUUUGCUCCUAUCUCUGGUGGGGACCAUGUGGAGAUCACAGUGCCAAAGGGCAACCAAGGAACAACCAGAGCUACACUUACAGGUUUGAGGCCUGGAACUGAAUAUGGCAUUGGUGUGACAGCAGUGAGAAAUGACAGGGAAAGUGCUCCUGCUACCAUUAAUGCUGGCACUGAUCUUGAUAACCCCAAGGACUUGGAAGUCAGUGAUCCCACUGAAACCACCUUAUCCCUGCGCUGGAGAAGACCAGUGGCUAAGUUUGAUCGGUAUCGCCUCAGUCACGUUAGUCCUUCUGGAAAGAAGAAUGAAGUGGAGAUCCCUGUGGACAGUACCUCAUUUAUCCUGAGAGGGCUGGAUGCAGGGACAGAAUACACCAUCAGUCUGGUGGCAGAGAAGGGCAGACACAAAAGCAAACCCACAACUGUCAAGGGUUCCACUGCCAAGGAACCUGAGCUUGGAAAACUAUCAGUAUCAAAGCCUGGCUGGGAUGGUUUCCAGCUCACCUGGACAGCAGCUGAUGGGGCCUAUGAGAACUUUCUCAUUCAGGUGCAGGAGUCUGAGAAUCCUGAAGGAACCAGGAAUAUCACAGUCCCCGGUGGAGAGCGGUCAAUGAAUGUCACAGGCCUCAAGGCCAACACACCUUAUAACAUCACACUUCAAGGUGUGAUUCGAGGCUACAGGACCAACCCCCUUUCUGUUGAGACCACGACAGGACUGCACCCCGAAGUUGGUGAGCUAAUCGUUUCCGACAUUACUCCUGAAAGCUUCAACCUUUCUUGGACAACCACCAAUGGAGACUUCGACGUCUUUACUAUUGAAAUUAUUGAUUCUAACAGGUUGCUGGAGCCCAUGGAGUUCAACCUCUCAGUAGAGGAACCUCUCCUUAGCAAACUCACUGUAUCAAAUGCUACCUCAGACAGCAUGUCACUCACGUGGGAAGCACAGGACAAUGCCUUUGACCAUUUUAUUCUAGAAGUCAGAAACUCUGACUUCCCUUUGGACUCUCUGGUGCUCACAGUGCCAGGGACCUCCCAGCGCUAUGUAGUCACCAACCUCAAAGCUGCCACUAAUUACACUGUCCAGCUCCAUGGUGUAAUUGAUGGGCAAGGUGGGCAGACCUUGACAGCACUGGCAACCACAGAGGCUGAGCCACAGCUGGGCACGCUCACCCUCACAAACGUUACCCCUGACAGCUUCAACCUCUCCUGGACCACAAGAGAUGGGCCCUUUGCCAAGUUUGUUAUACACGUUAGAGACUCUUACGCAGCGCAGGAACCGCAGGAGCUCACGGUGUCGGGAGGCACUCGCAGCGCUCACAUCUCAGGCCUGCAGGAUUACACUGGCUAUGACAUUAACAUUAAGGGGACCACCAGUGCAGGUGUUCACACAGAGCCCCUCACUGCUUUUGUCAUGACAGAGGCCAUGCCCCCACUGGAAAACCUAACUGUGUCUGAUAUUAACCCCUAUGGGUUCACAGUGUCCUGGAUGGCAUCGGAGAAUGCCUUUGACAACUUCCUAGUAGUCGUGGUGGAUUCUGGCAAGCUGCUGGACCCACAGGAGUUCCUCCUUACAGGAGCCCAACGGCAACUGAAGCUUAAAGGCCUAAUAACUGGCAUUGGCUAUGAGGUUAUGCUUUAUGGUUUUGCCAAGGGGCACCAAACAAAGCCCCUGAGCGCUCUGGCCGUUACAGAAGCAGAACCCGAGGUCGACAACCUUCUGGUUUCAGACGCGACUCCAGAUGGAUUCCGUCUCUCCUGGACUGCAGAUGAAGGGGUUUUCAACAGUUUUGUUCUAAAAAUCAGGGAUACCAAAAGGAAAUCUGACCCACUGGAGCUGAUAGUACCAGGCCAUGAGCGUACCCAGGAUAUAACAGGGCUGAAAGAGGGCACAGAAUAUGAGAUUGAGCUCUAUGGAGUUAGCAGUGGACAACGUUCCCAACCCGUAAAUGCAGUAGCAACCACAGCUGUUGGAUCUCCCAAGGGAAUUUCUUUCUCUGACAUCACUGAAAAUGCAGCCACAGUCAGCUGGACACCUCCUCGCAGCCGCGUGGACACCUUCCGCAUCUCCUACGUCCCCAUCACAGGAGGUACUCCAAAUGUUGUUACAGUCGAUGGAAGCAAGACAAGGAUCAAGUUGAUGAAGUUAGUCCCAGGUGUAGACUACAAUGUCAGUAUCAUCUCUGUGAAAGGCUUUGAAGAAAGUGAACCUGUCUCUGGCACUCUGAAAACAGCUCUGGACAGCCCAUCAGGCUUGGUAGUGGUGAACAUCACUGAUUCUGAGGCUCUGGCAACCUGGCAGCCAGCAAUUGCUGCUGUGGAUAACUAUGUGGUCUCCUAUGCUUCUGGGGAAGGUAAGAAGAAACCAAAAGUUACUCACAUGGUGUCAGGAAACACUGUGGAGUAUGACCUGAAGGGCCUUCAACCUGCAACUGAGUACACACUGAGUGUCCACGCACUGAAGGACACACAGAUGAGCCAGAGCCUCUCCACCCACUUUACUACAGGACUGGAUGCUCCAAAAGACUUAAGUGCCACUGAGGUUCAGUCAGAAACAGCUAUGAUAUCUUGGAAACCUCCACGUGCUCCUGUCACUGGAUAUCUCCUGAUUUAUGAGUCCAUUGAUGGCAGAGUCAAGGAAGUCAUCUUAAACCCUGACACAACUUCCUACAGCCUGGCAGAGCUGAGCCCAUCUACCCAGUACAUAGUGAAACUCCAGGCACUGAGUGGAUCCCUGAGGAGCAAAACAAUCCAGACUAUUUUCACCACAACUGGUCUUCUCUAUCCUUACCCUAAGGAUUGCUCCCAGGCUCUCCUGAAUGGGGAAACCACCUCUGGGCUCUACACAAUUUACCUGAACGGGGACAAGGCUCAGCCUCUGCAAGUCUUCUGCGACAUGGGCGAGGAUGGGGGUGGAUGGAUUGUGUUCCUGAGGCGUCAAAAUGGAAAGGAAGAUUUCUACAAGAACUGGAAGACUUAUGUGGCAGGUUUUGGAGAUCCUAAGGAUGAAUUCUGGAUAGGUCUGGAGAACCUCCACAAAAUCACUUCUCAGGGGCAGUAUGAGCUACGUGUGGACCUGAGGGACAAGGGUGAGACAGCUUAUGCUGUCUAUGACAGGUUCAGCGUUGGAGAUGCCAAGAGCAGAUACAGGCUCAAAGUAGAUGGGUACAGUGGCACAGCAGGUGACUCCAUGACAUACCAUAAUGGAAGGUCCUUCUCCACCUUUGACAAGGACAAUGAUUCUGCCAUCACCAACUGUGCUUUGUCAUACAAAGGUGCUUUCUGGUACAAGAAUUGUCACCGAGUCAAUCUGAUGGGAAGAUACGGUGACAACAGCCACAGUCAGGGUGUUAACUGGUUCCACUGGAAGGGCCAUGAGUAUUCCAUCCAGUUUGCAGAGAUGAAGCUGAGACCCUCCAGCUUCCGAAACCUGGAAGGGCGUCGGAAGCGAGCGUAAAGGCCCAGGGGUGGCCAGGGGGCCAUGGGCAGGGUGAGGGGGGAGGGAUACAGAGUGUGGGGU